CUGCUCCAGCUCAAAGCUAACUGAGACUGAAUUUUGAGUGAGAGAUGUUGAAAGGGGAGACUGAUGAUGCUGGCGGUGGUGGUGGUGGUGGUAACAACUGGGCACGUGUGUGUGAUACGUGCAGUUCUGCUGCUUGCACUGUGUACUGCCGAGCAGACUCGGCUUACCUUUGUGCGGACUGUGAUGCACGAGUCCAUGCUGCUAACAGGGUAGCAUCACGCCAUGAGCGCGUGUGGGUGUGUGAGGCAUGUGAGCGUGCUCCGGCUGCUUUCUUGUGCAAGGCAGAUGCUGCCUCACUCUGUGCUUCAUGUGAUGCAGAUAUUCACUCUGCAAAUCCACUAGCACGCCGCCACCAAAGGGUCCCAAUUCUUCCUAUUUCAGGAAGCCUCUAUGGGCCCCCCGCCAGUGACCAAGGUGGGAGAGUAGUAGCAUCAGCAGCAGAGACUGAGGAUGGACCUCUAGCUCUGGAUGAUGAGGAGACAUUUGGUGAUGAGGAUGAGAGUGAAGCAGCUUCUUGGUUACUGCUAAAUCCAGGUAAGAAUAGCACCAACCAGAACACUGGAUUCUUGUUUGGUAGGGAGGCCGACGAGUAUCUGGACCUUGUCGAGUACAAUUCAAGUGCCGAGAAUCAAUACAACAAUCACUACCAGCAGCAACAAAAUCAUAGUUUUCCACAAAAGAAUUAUGGGGGUGAUAGUGUUGUUCCAGUUCAAUGUGGAGAUGCUAAGAAUCAGCUCCAGCAGCAACAGCACCAGAACUACCACUUCGGCAUGGAAUAUGGCUCCUCAAAAGCUGUGUACAGCUACAAUGGUUCAAUUAGUCACAGCGCAUCCAUUUCAUCCAUGGAUGUUGGUGUUGUGCCAGAAACAACAAUGAGUGAUAUCUCAAUCUCGCACACAAGGCCUCCAAAAGGUACAAUAGACCUCUUCUCUGGACCUCUUAUUCAGAUGCCACCACAACUUACUCCAAUGGACAGGGAGGCUAGGGUCCUAAGAUACAGAGAAAAGAAGAAGACAAGGAAGUUUGAAAAAACAAUAAGAUAUGCUUCAAGGAAAGCAUACGCAGAGACUAGACCUCGGAUCAAGGGUCGGUUUGCAAAGAGAACCAAUGUAGAGAUUCAAGUGGACCAGAUGUUCUCUACAACAUUAAUGCCAGAAACUGGAUAUGGCAUUGUUCCUUCAUUCUAAGUUUGGUCAGAAGAAGAAAAAGGAAAAGGAAACCUCCUCACUGGGAGUUGUAUGAGUUCUUAGUUAAGCUCUAUUGCUGAUACUCUAUCAUUCUCAAUCUAAUUAGCCUGAAUAGAAAAUAUAUGUUUUUAGUGGUUUUGUUAAUUUCUCUAGAUCAUGUGGCUUCUAUUUCUAAAUGCAUGUAUAUUAAUAAUUUUUUAUAUUUAUUACUAAGCAAUUAGAAGCAUCCUUUUUCUCAGUGUUCCAUCUUUUGUUACAUUUUCAAAUAAUGGCUUGAUAGAUAC
Messenger RNA from Rubroshorea leprosula, 1471 nucleotides. The record is from the annotation of a GenBank genome assembly. Lineage: Eukaryota; Viridiplantae; Streptophyta; Magnoliopsida; Malvales; Dipterocarpaceae.